Pisolithus orientalis is the source of this 735-nucleotide messenger RNA. RefSeq names its product ARM repeat-containing protein. Lineage: Eukaryota; Fungi; Basidiomycota; Agaricomycetes; Boletales; Pisolithaceae. The transcript is spliced from 5 exons. The record is from RefSeq and is a predicted model, not a curated record. Gene Ontology annotation, cellular component: cytoplasm; eukaryotic translation initiation factor 3 complex. Bases 1 to 735 code for a protein of 244 amino acids. Gene Ontology annotation, biological process: regulation of translational initiation. Gene Ontology annotation, molecular function: translation initiation factor activity; ribosome binding.
AUGACAUCGGCUACAUCGGAAUGGCUUACGCCCUCUACGCGAACCGAGCUCAUCGAAAACCUGGUAUCAGGAGUUGACCGCUAUAAUCCGUCCAACGUUAGCAUCCUCGAGGACUACCUCUACCACCAAAUUCGAAGUGGGGAGUAUGACUGUCUCGCCAACCUUGCCAUUCUGAAACUGUAUCAGUUCAAUUCUGAUCUUUAUAACCCUGAUGUUGUCGUCAACAUCCUCUUGAAAGCGCUGACUGCAGAGCCAUUCCCCGACUAUAAUCUUUGUACAUCUUUACUAGACGAUCGCCUAGUAAACAUGAAUCCCGACGAGCCGGAUCCUCUGCCAGUCCUUCUCCCAAUACUCACGAAUCUUUAUAAUCUCCUGCAUCAAUGUCGUUUCCCAGCUUUCUGGACGUUUUACCACUCCGACGAACUAGAAUCGCUCAGAGAAAAUUACAUUGUAGAGUGUGUUGGCUUCGAGGAAGCCAUACGGGAGGUCGCCGCGCGUGCAGUCAAGGCGACCUUCACACGAAUUGGUCUGGAUAGACUCGGUACAUACGUUGACCUAUCAGGCCCUGAACUGGAAAUGUGGAUCGAGAAGCAGGGAUGGAGUCUCGACAUUUCUAUCAGGACGGUUUCCAUCCCCUCUAACCCCGAUAACGAGAUAGAAUCAGUCGUGAUUCGUGAAAACGUCAAGUUAGCACAACUCCAAAAAGUGAUUGCACACGCUGCGCAAGUAAAAUAA